Messenger RNA from Anopheles coluzzii, 1341 nucleotides. RefSeq names its product ribosomal RNA-processing protein 8. Gene Ontology annotation, cellular component: rDNA heterochromatin; chromatin silencing complex; nucleolus. Gene Ontology annotation, biological process: regulation of transcription by glucose; cellular response to glucose starvation; rDNA heterochromatin formation. The transcript has 4 exons. The record is from RefSeq and is a predicted model, not a curated record. Gene Ontology annotation, molecular function: methyltransferase activity. NCBI's taxonomy places the organism in Eukaryota, Metazoa, Arthropoda, Insecta, Diptera, Culicidae. Bases 121 to 1269 code for a protein of 382 amino acids.
CAAAACACGUGCGUUUUGUUUACUGCACCGAUUGGCCACCUUUUUCCAUAACACACUUCGUUUUAUUUUGCGGCAUCGUGGUGCUUUUAUAUUAGGCAAAGUAUUAAAAAAUCUAACAGCAUGAGCAAACUAUUCGAAGAAUGUGAGUGGGAAGAUGAUUUACCAACGAUCGGAACUAACUUCCGUUUCACGAAAACUAAGCAAUCAAAAGAACAGAAAAAGACCAAAGGUAAAUCAGAAUCCAGCAAUGAAGAUAAUGCAAAUGAGCCACAAACUAACGGCCAGCACGGUGCCGGCUGGUCUGUUCUGCUAAAAAAUCCCAAAAGCAAGAACGCAGAACGAAGGACAGCGGCAACAGAGCUCGAUGAGCCUUCGAAGAGUGAGAAACGCAAAGGGAAGAAGAGAAAAACCGAUGAUGUGAAUGGAAAAAGGGACGAAACGGUUGACGAUGCAGGGUCUCAAAAGCACCAGAAAAAGGUGAAACCGAAUGAAACCGUGACUGUUAAUGGAACUAAAAAACAGAGCGAAAAUUCAUCUCCCACCGAGCACCCGAAGUCAAAUGGUAGCGAGAAAAAAGAUAAGACCACAAAUGCAAAAGUAAAACCAGUCAGCUUGAGAGAAAAACUAGUGGAAAGUCUGAAAGGCUCGCGGUUCCGUUUCAUCAACGAGCAGCUGUACAAAAUCCCUGGCCAGGAGGCGAAAAAAAUGUUUCAGGAAGACCCGGCCUCGUUCGAAGCGUAUCACGAUGGCUACCGGCAACAGGUCGAGCAAUGGCCCAUGAACCCGCUGGAUCGAAUGAUUAAAAGUAUCCUGAAGAUGCCCAAAGAUACGAUUAUAGCCGAUUUCGGUUGCGGAGAGGCAAAGCUGGCGGCAUCCGUACCGAACAAGGUGUACUCGCUCGAUCUGGUGGCGAAUCACAACGGUGUAAUUGCCUGCGACAUGGCAAACACACCGCUCGAGAGCAACUUUGUGAAUGUGGUCGUGUUUUGCCUAUCGCUGAUGGGUACCAAUUUGGUUGACUUUUUGCUAGAAGCAAACCGUGUCCUUAAAGUUGGGGGCAUUAUGAAGAUUGCGGAAGUUGCGUCCCGCUUCGAGAACGUGAACGAAUUUGUCAACAAUGUGAAAAAGUGUGGCUUCCAGUUGCAAACGAAGGACCUAAAGCACAAGCUGUUCUCCUUCUUUAUCUUUAAGAAGGAUCGCACCGUCAUCAAAGGCUCGACCAAAAUCAAACAGUUUAGCUUAAAGCCAUGUUUGUACAAGAAACGUUAAGGGAAGAAGUGAAUCGAAAUUGAAUAGUAAUACGUUAAAAUAAAAUGAAAUAAAAUAAAUUCUUGACUGAAA